Molecule: messenger RNA, 1362 nt
Organism: Debaryomyces tyrocola
Lineage: Eukaryota; Fungi; Ascomycota; Pichiomycetes; Serinales; Debaryomycetaceae
Source: the annotation of a GenBank genome assembly
AUGUCGACUACGUCUACGCCCGCCGAAGCGUUGACAUCCAAAUCUAGUAAGAGGAUGGAAUUGGAGACGCUUAUACGAGAAUUUCAGACUAAACUUGGAUCUGACUGGGAUAAAUAUCACGAAUCGUUGAGUUUGUUUUUGGUUGGAAAACUAUCACGUCCCGAAUUAAUACAGAAUAUCACGCCAAUCCUUAAAAAUGGAUUAAGAAAGUAUCAUAAUAAGUUGUUGCUUUUAAAUUUUUCAAAUUCGUUGAAGGAUGGGCCGUUAGACGUUCAAAGUGAAUUUGCAUCCUUCUGGAAUAAGAAAGCAAAUAAAACUAAAAACAUUAGAUCAAGUCAAUAUGAAAAAUUCAAGCAAAACAUUAUGGGUUUACCGGUUAAGGAGAGAAGAAGAAUUAAGAAUAUCACUAGAGAAAGCGGUAAAAAGGGUAAAUUAAACGCAUCAAUAACGUUAACGAGACAUGCCCUACUACCAAAGAUCCCAAUGAUUCAGGAUACAGCACAACAACAAUUACAGGUUAAUAAUUUAGUGCAGUGGCAGCAGGAUGUAGUAAAUGGCAUCAAUACCCCGAUUGCGUCCGAAAACUAUGAAAUUCCUGAUUAUGAUAAUUUAUCAAGGCGUAUACUAAUGACAAUGAGAGAGUAUGGAUUGACUGGAGGAUUAAGUACCGAAGUCCUUGAAAUGGUUUUACUUGGGCUAGAUGCCCACUUAAAGGAUAUUAUUGAAAGUGCUAUUGAUGUUGCGAGGUAUAGAGAGAAUAAGUAUACAACUAAUGAUUUUAUAUCCACGACUUUAAAUUCUAUGCAACCUUCUAAUGCUAAUGAAAAUUUUAAGAAAAGAAAGACUGAUCAUGAGCUGGAAAAUGAAAAGAAACGUAAGGUAACAUUGAAUAUUAAUGACUUAUUCGAUACAUUUGAAAUGUUCCCACAUUUAAUUGAGCCAUCUGGUCCAAAAUUAAGACUAUCCAAUAUAAUGCUACAGAAUGAUGAUAUGGUAUCUACGGAUUAUGAUUAUGAAUUACCGCCUAGGUUAGAGCCAGUCAAUGAGCCAAUUGCAAACGGGAUACUAAAAAAGGAAACGCCGGUAAACAAAUCUAAUGGAUCCAUACAUAUUGAAUCGAAAGAAAAUGAAAAUAACUCAGAUACGAAACCUCUGCAUGCCAUUAAACCUGAUACAAAUAUGGAUAAGGCCGACGGAUCUGCUGCACUACAAAAAGAGGGAUCUCAACAACCGAAAGAAGUGACAAACAAUCAACAACCGACAGCGCAAACGUCAUCUCAGAAGCCACCAAUACCUGAUGUACAUGUUGGAACGACUGAUGAAUUGAAAUGGAUGUUACAUGACCUCAUUUCUACGAUGUAA